Colossoma macropomum (tambaqui) is the source of this 3763-nucleotide messenger RNA. Its product is annotated as testis-expressed protein 2-like. The transcript has 13 exons. Gene Ontology annotation, molecular function: lipid binding. Lineage: Eukaryota; Metazoa; Chordata; Actinopteri; Characiformes; Serrasalmidae. Bases 303 to 3557 code for a protein of 1084 amino acids. The record is from RefSeq and is a predicted model, not a curated record. Gene Ontology annotation, cellular component: endoplasmic reticulum.
AAUCCAUGACAGUUCGAUGAGAGCGCUUUCGAUUAGUCCGGCCUGGCCAGAGUCAAUCCGUGUUGUUUCUGUUUUCGGGAACUGUGAGAGUCAACAGGCUCAGAAAGAAGAAAAAGGAGAGAAAAAGCUUCGACAAGGACAAACACCCGGGCACUUAUCCGCUUUAAAAGCUCGAAGCACGGAUCCUCAAGCACAGCAGGCCUGGACGGACAUCACCCCCUCAGCCCGGAACAGAUGCUGAAAAAGGAAAAGAAGUGAAUGGCACUGAAAACUCAAGGCUCUGAGACAACUGGAGCAGCGUAAUGACUAGCAGGCAGGGUGGCCAUGUUGAUCGAACUCCGCUCCCGGCCUUCAGGCCAUCCUCUGCUUCUAAACUGCAUGUGCAGCGUUCCCAGUCCCGAGAGACCAUCACCAUCCAUUUCUCUGCACUGGGCAAGGAGGAAGAAGACGAUGAAGAAGAGCUAUAUGGAGCGGGCACCUCAGACUCACCCAGUGAAGCAAUGGCAAAUAGUCAAGGAAUUGUAACAGCUUUGGAAGCAAGUGAAGACCUUGUUCUUGAGGGAGAAUCUGAAGCAAAAUCUGUUAAUAAUGUUGCUGUACUUCCCGUUGAGACCAGUGUGCUUUCAACCAUGUCUGGUCAACAAAACACUAACAGCCUGGAUCACAAUUUCACUGCUACUGCUUCAGCCCUUGCUGAGGCUAAGAAGGGGCCUGGACCCUCAUCUGGUUCCACCACUUCUUCCCCUUCAAAAUCUGUAUCCCUUCCCUCAAUGGACAAGGCCUUUCUUAACCUCAUGAAGUCUCUGUCUACAGAUGUGGAACCUCGGGAAGGCAUCCCUGCACCUUCCUUACGCCAUCGGCAACUUGUCAAGAAUCUGGUUAAGUCGUUGUCCACGGACACUGCCCAGGAUCCUGCAGGAUCCAGCCGCUCUUCAGAUUCCCGCCUCAACCUACAGAUGUUCAAGCAGUUCACUCAACCUCGGACCACCACCACCACAACUGCGGGAGAUUCCAAAACUGCCCCAUCUUCUCCGUUAACCUCACCUGACAACCGGCCCUUCUCUUUCAAGGUUUCAGAGGUUGAGGCACGCAUCGAGGAUACCAAGCGGCGUCUUUCAGAAGUAAUUUCUGAUCCUUUGCAGUUGAUCAGCAAGUUCAUCGGAGACGAGGCUUCCAACAUCUACAGGCCUAAACCCCUUUCUUCCAGUGCCUCAGAGUCAGCAAAUCUCUCUGCCCUAAAUGGUCAUUUGGAGAGUAACAACAACUACAGCAUCAAGGAAGAGGAAGGCGAUCUGGAAGGCGAUUGCACAACCCAAGGUGCAACUGAGCAGGUCUCAGCUGUUGAAAGCAAGACUGUCAAACCUUCUCCAUCGUCUUUGGGAUUGGACAUGUGCUCCAUGUCAGCACUGGCCAAGCAAGAGGAUGAAGAGUUCUGUGAGCUUUAUAGUGAAGACUUUGAACUUUGUCCGGAAACAGAGUUGGAAGUUGACCAUACUGAGGACUCUAAAUUUAGAAGUAGUGUUUGCGUGCCUGCUAGUCAGAGCAUGAACACUUUUGGAGAGGAUGAGGUGGACUUUGAAACCGCACCUAGUAUUCCACACAAGACUUUGUUUGCUCUGACAGUCCUUGUCUACGGAUACUUUGUUCUACCUUUGCCCACCUACUUUGGUGGAAUGCUGCUGGGUGUAGCAUUAGGGUUCAUGCUCGCCAUUGGUGUAGUGUGGCUAACAGGCCCAAAGAGAGCUGGAAUUACAGCUAGAUUUGCAAGACACCAGAGGCAGCUAUGUAACUUAGAGCAUUUGGAUAUCAAAGAGCCAGGAAUAUUUAAGGGUUGGAUGAAUGAGAUUUAUAACUAUGACCCUGAGACGUACCACGCAACCCUGACUCACUCGGUGUUUGUGCGCUUGGACGGCUCGACUCUGCGAAUCUCCAAACCCAAUAAAAACAUCACCCGCCGGGCGAGCUACAACGAGCCCAAAUGGGACGCCACCUACAUCAGCCAGAAAAUCUACGAUCUGACAGACAGCAAGGUUUCCCUGGUGCCCCCGGGUCUUGCCAGAAAACGUGUGUGGAACAAAAAGUACCCUAUAUGCAUCGAGCUGGCAAAGCAGGAUGACUUCAUGUCCAAAGCAGAAGGAGACAGAGCUUCUGAAGAGAAGGAAAAUGCAGACAUCACUGUAGAGCCCAGAAGGGCCUCCUCUAUGAACUCACAGGACGGCGGCAGAGCAGGUUUGGACAGAGAGCCGCCCACUGUGUACCUCUUUGGAAGAACAGGAAGAGAGAAGGAAGAGUGGUUCCGAAGAAUUCUGCUAGCCUCAAAACUUAAAUCCGAAACAGCCAAGAAGACAGCAAGCCUGCCUGUUAGCAGGAGCGCUCCGGUGCUGUCCCACAGCCGCAGCAGCAGCAGGAGCAGUCUGGAUGAGCUACUGUCCUCUCAGGCUUCUAAAAGAGAGACUUGUGGGAGUGCCAAACUAAAGCCUCUGCUGGAGUACAGCACCUACAUGGCCAACUACAUUAACUCCUCUGCAGCAUGUAGCCGGGCUGCCAGCCCGGGAGAGAGCCCUCAAAGCAGCCCUGGGGUGGCCAAAAAGUUGCCAAACGACCCAGUAAAAGAGGAGGGACCUGUUUGCUGGGUAAAUGCUCUGAUUGGUCGGAUUGCGUGGGAUUUCCUCAGAGAGCAGCACUGGGCUGACUGGGUGUCCAAGAAGAUCCAGAUGAAGCUUAGUAAAAUCAGGUUGCCUUACUUCAUGAACGAGCUGACUCUGACGGAGCUGGACAUGGGUGUGUGCACUCCCAGAAUCCUCUGGGCCUCUCAGCCCUCGGUGGACCAUCAAGGGCUGUGGUUUGAUUUGGAGAUUUCUUAUAAGGGGUCGUUUCUCAUGACUCUGGAAACAAAGAUGAACCUGUCCCGUCUGGGAAAGGAGGGAGAGGGUCUUGGAGAGUUCGGAAAAGAGGGGCACAGACCUCGAACGUACUGCCUGGCCGACAGUGAUGAGGAAUCGUCCAGUGCCGGCUCCUCUGAUGAAGACGACGGGACAGAGAACGUAACUGAUAAAAACCUGCCCCCGGGAGCAGAGGGAUACACUGGAGUCCACAGACCGAGCAAGAUCAUGAGAUUCGUGGACAAGAUAACCAAGAACAAGUACUUCCAGAAGGCAGCGGAGACAGAGUUCAUCAAAAAGAAGAUGGAGGAGGUGUCUAACACACCUCUCCUGCUCACCGUAGAGCUUCAGGAGUGCAAAGGAACGCUGGCCGUCAACAUCCCCCCUCCCCCCACUGACAGGAUAUGGUAUGGCUUCCGCAGUCCACCCCUGUUGGAGCUGAAGGCACGUCCCAAACUGGGAGAGAGAGAAGUGACUCUUGCACAUGUAACAGACUGGAUAGAAAAGAAACUGGAGCAGGAGUUCCAGAAAAUCCUUGUGAUGCCAAACAUGGAUGACGUGUGGCUCCACAUCAUGCAUUCCGCCAUGGACCCUCGGUCCGACACGACACUAACGGACAGCAAGGGGGGCGCGAAUACCCCUGAGCCUGACGUUCCUCUUUCUGAGGGUCUGUGAGGGGCUGGACAAGUCCCAGCAGGUGGCCAAACAGAGAGCUAAUAUUGGUGGGUAAUAGGAAGCAGUUUGCUCCUCACAUCCACGCUAGGGGCCAUUGGUGUCUCCUUCCUGCCUUUGAGGAGAACAAAGAAGACACAAAAACUUUGCUGCUUUAAUUACUUUAUCAGUGAAGGGUGUGAUGAUGAAGAGGUUAAUUCCUGUGGGAG